Molecule: messenger RNA, 3685 nt
Organism: Syzygium oleosum
Lineage: Eukaryota; Viridiplantae; Streptophyta; Magnoliopsida; Myrtales; Myrtaceae
Product: protein FLOWERING LOCUS D
Exons: 7
Coding region: 137-2932 (931 amino acids)
Molecular function (GO): oxidoreductase activity; protein binding
Source: RefSeq, a predicted model, not a curated record
CCCACCUUCUUCUUCGCUCUCUUCUCAGUCGUCACUCCUCACUCAACUCUCGUCUCUCUCAUUUCUUCUUCCAAAACCCUACUCUUUUCUCUCUCUCUGUCGAUCGAUCGAAUCGCAGCGAGACAGAGCGGCGAAGAUGGAGCCUCCGAGCGAUUCGCCCGACCCGUUCGCUGAAUUCCCUCCCCUCGAGUUCUACCCCUUCGAGCCCCUCCCAAACCCCACCCCCACCCCCAUCCCCGUCCCUCCCCCGCCCCCCGUCCCUCCCUCCCCUCAGAACCCUAGCUCCGCGUCGCCCUCGGCCUCCGGCUCCGCCUACAACCCCCUCCUCUCCUUCACCAUCCCCAAGAAGCGUCGGCGAGGCCGGUCGCAGCGGAACGUCGCUCCCUUCCAGCUCCCUCCCUUGCCGCUGUCGUCCGGUAAUCCUGGCUCCGCGUCCGCGUCGGCAUCGGCGGCCUCUUCGUCCGCUCUGCCGCCGGCUGCUGCUGCUGCUGCUUCGAGUAAGCCCGCUCUGGGAAACCCUAGCUCUGUCCCCGACGCUUCUGAUGAGAUCAUCGUGAUCAAUAGAGAGUCCACGGGUGAGGCCUUGAUCGCGCUCACGGCCGGGUUCCCCGCUGACUCGCUCACCGACGAAGAGAUCGAUUUCGGCGUUGUGCCGGUGAUUGGUGGGAUCGAACAGGUUAACUAUAUUUUGAUUAGGAACCACAUCAUUGCGAAAUGGCGCGAGAAUGUGUCCAAUUGGGUUACCAAGGAGAUGUUUGUGGAUGUGAUUCCUAAACAGUGCACUUCUCUACUGGACUCUGCUUAUGAUUACUUGGUUUCUCAUGGGUAUAUUAAUUUUGGGGUUGCGCCCGCAAUUAAAGAGAAGAUUCCAGCAGAGCCGAGCAGGCAUAGCGUGGUUAUUGUCGGCGCUGGGCUUGCAGGAUUGGCUGCAGCACGGCAUUUAAUGCGGUUAGGUUUUAAGGUGACAGUUUUGGAGGGUAGGAAGAGAGCAGGUGGGAGGGUUUAUACAAAGAAGAUGGAAGGGGGGAACAAAUUAUCAGCUGCUGCCGAUUUAGGGGGAAGUGUAUUGACUGGGACAUUGGGGAACCCCCUCGGGAUUGUUGCUCGGCAGCUAGGGCAUCCACUUCACAAGGUGAGGGAUAAAUGCCCUCUUUAUAGGGUGGAUGGGAAGCCGGUUGACCCUGACAUCGACAUGAAGGUUGAGACUGCUUUUAAUCGUCUCUUGGAUAAGGCUAGCAGGCUUAGGCAGUCGAUGGGAGAGGUUUCCAUGGAUGUUUCACUUGGAUCUGCCCUGGAAACGUUUAGGCCGGUUUAUGGGGAUGCUGUAAAUGCUGAGGAAAUGAACUUGUUCAAUUGGCAUCUUGCCAAUUUGGAAUAUGCUAAUGCAGGUUUGCUCUCAAAGCUUUCCCUUGCAUUUUGGGACCAGGAUGAUCCUUAUGAUAUGGGAGGUGAUCACUGUUUUUUGCAUGGAGGGAAUGGAAGGCUGGUUCAGGCUUUGGCUGAGAAUGUACCGAUUUUGUACGAGAGAACUGUGCAUACUAUCAGAUAUGGCAAUGAUGGUGUGCAAGUCAUGGCGGGUAGCCAGGUUUUUGAGGGUGAUAUGGCACUUUGUACCGUUCCUCUUGGUGUUUUGAAAAGUGGGUCUAUCAAGUUUAUUCCUGAGUUGCCUCAGAGAAAGCUUGACGGGAUAAAGAGGCUGGGAUUUGGACUGCUAAAUAAGGUUGCAAUGCUUUUUCCUCAUGUGUUUUGGGGCACAGAUCUUGACACCUUUGGACACUUAAAAGAUGAUCCAAGCCGCCGCGGGGAGUUCUUUUUGUUUUAUAGCUACGCAACAGUUGCAGGUGGUCCUCUCUUGAUUGCAUUAGUAGCUGGGGAAGCUGCACACAAGUUCGAGAGCAUGCCCCCUACUGAUGCAGUGACGCGGGUUCUUCAAAUUCUUAAGGGUAUCUAUGAACCGCAGGGGAUUAAGGUACCAGAUCCUAUCCAAACUGUCUGCACCAGGUGGGGUGGUGAUCCUUUUAGCCUUGGUUCAUACUCUAAUGUGGCGGUAGGUGCCUCCGGAGAUGACUAUGAUAUUUUAGCUGAAAGUGUGGGAGAUGCAAGGCUCUUCUUUGCCGGGGAGGCAACUACCAGAAGGUAUCCUGCAACUAUGCAUGGGGCCUUUGUGACUGGGCUGAGAGAAGCUGCUAAUAUGGUUCAUCAUGCUAAUGCUCGUGCUUCAAAGAAAAAGAUUGACCAGACUCCAUCGAAGAAUGCCCAUUCCUGUGCUUCCAUUCUAGCUGACUUAUUCAGGGAACCUGAUUUGGAAUUUGGGAGUUUUGCUGUCAUUUAUGAGAAGAACUCUGACCCCAGUGCUGGUGCAAUUUUGAGAGUGACUUUUAGUGAGCCUCGUAAAAAAGCUCAUGAUGGUCUGAAGUCAGACCAGCAUACCAAUAAACUACUAUUUCAACAGCUUCAGUCACAUUUUAAUCAGCAACAACAACUUCACAUUUACACCUUGUUGUCAAAGCAACAGGCUCUUGAGCUCAGAGAAGUGAGAGGAGGUGAUGAGAUGAGGUUUUAUCAUCUUUCUGAAAAGCUUGGGAUAAAAUUGGUAGGGAGGAAAGGUUUAGGACCUGCUGCUGAUUCUGUGAUUGCUUCCAUUAAGGCUGAAAGGGGCAAGCGCAAACCUGCUUCAGUUUCUUUGGCUACUAAAUCAGGUACAUUGCUAAAUAAAAGAGGUGCUCCGAAGCAAAAAGUUGUCAGAAAAGCUAAAAUAGUGGGCAAAAGUGGAGGUCUGGGAGCUCUUCCUGGUUUGAAUGCUGAAAGCAGUAAGGUGACACAUGAUGUUAAGAGCACAAAUCAAGCCACUCCUGGCCCAUCUGAGACAGGGCAAGUUCAUGAUGACAUAACGAAGCGGUUAGAAGAAAGUGUACACCUCGCAGACAGGUGAAUGUUCAGACUAUGAUCUUCCCCUGCAUAAGGGCUAACCUGCAGCUUCCUGUCAAGAAGAUAACAUACAUCGAUGACCAGUUAGUUUGUGAUGUUUUGGGCAGGUUGUGCUUUGCAUCUAUAUGGCCUUGCUUGUAAUGCUGGUGUCCCUGAGCUGUGUAAUGUUGGUUAUCGUCGAUUAAUCAUCAUGGAUCACCAACAUUUACAUGGCUAAUGAAAGCUCCAAAUGGAUUGUGGCUAGGCUUUGUGAACUAGCAGAUGAAAAAGUGUUAAGAAACUCAUUCUGAAGCAAGAGCUGGUGAACCAGUUUCCUCCCCUCCACCUCCAUGCUAAGAAACUGUCUUCAUGAAGGCCUGUAUUUCGUUGUCGUACUGGCAAUAUUCAAAUGUGGCAUCUCUUUUUGCUGCUGAUCGUACUGACUGCUGCCAAUCAUGCGAUAGAAUGAGAUUACCCUUUACUACCUCAAGGAAGCAGGACUUAGAUUUUUUUUUUUUUUGGUGAGACUGUCACAAUCAUGCUAUUUUUUGGAAAACAGUUUAAGGCAUGUGGUCAAAGAACUUUUGAUGCUUCCAAAGUGUUUAUUGGUGAAAUUCAGCUAUACAACCGAGGUUCAAAGAUUCCUCUAGGUGUAACAGAAAGGAGACUCCCUUUUCUCUUGUGAAAUUCCAGAUACAAAUGUAAAUACAUCAGGUACUUAUUUCAAUCUAGGCAGAUGCCAGUUUGGAAAUUGUUAUGGAAUUCGCAUGGGUUUUUU